Messenger RNA from Zymoseptoria tritici IPO323, 1233 nucleotides. RefSeq lists its product as uncharacterized. Gene Ontology annotation, molecular function: DNA-binding transcription factor activity, RNA polymerase II-specific; zinc ion binding. NCBI's taxonomy places the organism in Eukaryota, Fungi, Ascomycota, Dothideomycetes, Mycosphaerellales, Mycosphaerellaceae. The transcript has 2 exons. Gene Ontology annotation, biological process: regulation of DNA-templated transcription. The record is from RefSeq and is a predicted model, not a curated record. The coding region runs from base 1 to 1233 and encodes 410 amino acids.
AUGCUCGCCACCUCACGUACAGCUGCCGAUCUUAAGCCUCUAGAGUCGAAACACGCCAAUCUGGCGAAUGCAUCUUUUCCGCCGGAAAGCACACUUCUUCCAUUGCCAGCGUUUGCCAAAACCGGACAACGACCCGCCAAAUCAAAGCCCAGCAAAUAUCUCUUCAAGUCUCAAUCCACUCCGCAUCUGCGAGCCCGCAACAUCAUGUCGGAAUCCGAGCUACAAGCCAAGCGGAACAAACUGGGGUAUCAGCGGAUCUCCAUUGCUUGCGCGCACUGCAGACGCCGCAAGAUUCGAUGCUUGAUGUCGGAAAACGAAGGCGAGGGACGAUGCGCAAACUGCAUUCGUUUGAAGAAGGAAUGCGUAUUCUAUCCCGUUGAUCAGCAAGCUGCCAUCGAUGCUCAAGCCGAGUCAUCAGCAGGUGGCCGCACCAACAACGGGUCUCGGGCGUCCUCUGCUGCCUCAAUCUCACCACCGCUAGGAGCUACCAGGCCUUUCGAUCACCAACAUCAGACAAACGGGAGCACAUACUCAGUCUCGUCUGCAGACGAUCGAAGCGUAUACAUAGGUAUUCCUAUCGCUCCGAGCCAUAGUCAGCCACCCUUGGGCAGUAUGAGUGCUCCUAUACCUCAGCAGAGUCAAUUCGAGCAAUCGCAUCGCGAAUUUACGUCUGCUCAGUAUGGAUUUGCUCCGAGCGGAGACAUGAGCUCUCUGGAUCACCAUGCGCCCAACUUCUCCCGACCUAUUCUGACGACCGAUGCUCAUCUGGCGUUUGCAAGUCAACCUCCCAUAUCGAACGCAAGCUCAUAUUCCAUCUCCUCACCGGUGGACGCUCCGCAAUAUACAUACUCUCCCAUCAGUCCUUACGACCACUCCUCGCAGACGCCACAGCAUGCACAGUGGCCACUACAGCAACCUCCAGUCGUGCGCUCCAUGUCCUACACCGGGCCUGUACCAAGCUAUUCUCAACAGCAACCCAGCAGCAUAUACCAACCAGCAUUCACUCAGCCCGAGCAGCGUCAGCCUCCCGUCAUUCAGGCGCCCCAACAACACGAUCCGCGGAUGGUGCAGUACACAAAUUACCACGCCACUCCACCGUCAGCGGCACAGCACCAGGCUCAUGCAUACAUGCAGCCGUGGCCACCGCAAUACCAUCAGCAUUAUCAGGCGGUGCAACCAUUGCAGUCGAACUGGUUCGGAGAGACGACAGGAAGAAGCAGCCGGCAUAGCUAA